Messenger RNA from Melanotaenia boesemani (Boeseman's rainbowfish), 5091 nucleotides. Its product is annotated as leucine-rich repeat and fibronectin type III domain-containing protein 1-like protein. The transcript has 11 exons. Lineage: Eukaryota; Metazoa; Chordata; Actinopteri; Atheriniformes; Melanotaeniidae. The coding region runs from base 1286 to 3325 and encodes 679 amino acids. Gene Ontology annotation, molecular function: protein binding. The record is from RefSeq and is a predicted model, not a curated record.
CCGGAGAGGAGCUGGUGGGCGUAUCGCCUCCCGGAACAAACCACCGCACAGUGUGAGAGUAACUGCUGGUAGGGAACGGUUACUGAGGCGGAUCAGGACGCCCUUUUCAUAAAGGAGAAUAAGAACAUAUAUUUUAUUUAAUCUAAAGCUUGUAUUUCCUUCUGACCUACAACGCAUCCGUAGGCUGCUCAUCCUCCAGGCAGUCCGCACUGCUGUCCGGUGUCUUUUCUUGAAAAGAACAAUGCGGAGAGACGAAGGAGGUCAAGACAAAGUCAUUUCUUUUACUGAAACAAAGGGGAUAAAUAUUUAUCAAGCGGUGGUCCCACAGUUUCUCUUCUUUGAAUUUGUUCUCUCACAACUCUUUUUUUCCCCUUUAGCCGUGGAAGACCUUGGGACGCACAAACACCCGCCGACUAUCGACCAGAGAGGAUUAUUAUUCACGGCGCAAGAGCAUAUCAAAUGCAAAGAGUCGGUAAUAAAUGAAAUGUGGUGCUCCGGCAGCAAUGACAGCUGCUGACUGGGGAAAGCACAGAGCACCGUAAGGGGAGCUUUCGUGGAGACCGACUGAGUGCCCUAAAACGACAUGAUCGGAGUGCAAAAUCGUUUCCUAACUCUCUUACAGGGUUAACUAAUUUCAGUUUACUCUUUAGAGCCUGGAUUCCAGCUAUAUCAGCCCUCUGCGGCUGGAUACUUUUCCUUGAAAUGACCAAUUAACAGAGUGCUAACAAAAAGCUCAAAUGGAGACCAAAUGACUGCACAGCGCAGCGGUUUAGCGGCUUCUUUCCACGACUCUCAGUCCUGUCCCGGCGGAUGAGCGGAUUGCUGCAGGUUAAAGGCUGCCACCGGUCGCAGGGGCUUUUGGUGCGCACUCAACGGGAACUAAACUGAGACACCUUGCUUUCCUCACCACCCUCAAGAAGCCCCGCAGCGCGCCCAGCCUUGCGCGGCACAAUACAGAAAGAGAGGGAGAAAAGUGGAUCCGUUUUUCUCUCUUAAAAAAAGGAAAAGGUUUGAAAAUAUGUUUGACCAAAAAGGAGAUUAUUCAACAUUUUCUUUGUUGAGCGGAGUUCUUCACCUGGCUCGAUAAGGGAGGAGAUAACCGAAGGAGAAAUUGCUGUAACCUAACCGGAGAGAAGGAUAUUAAGACGCGCAGGUCUUUGGAUCUAUCUCUCUGGGCCAUCUCUUUUUUUCUGUCCGUCCACCUGUCACUGGAGUUCAUCUUCAUGCUGAGUCCUAAUAAAACACAGCACGCCAGCUAGAGUUGCCCUGUUUCCCGUGGAGGAUAAUGGAGCGGCUGUGGUUCUCUUUGCUGUUACUGGCAGCGGCAUGCAGGGGACAGCCGUGUCCAAAACGCUGCAUGUGCCAGAGCCUUUCUCCAUCGCUCGCUAUCCUCUGCUCCAAGACAGGCCUGCUCUUUGUUCCUGCUGCCAUUGAUCGACGCACCGUGGAGCUUCGGCUUCAAGAGAACUUCAUCACAGCUGUCCGAAGAAAAGACUUUGCCAACAUGACCAGCUUGUUACAUCUAACGCUAUCAAGAAACACCAUCAGUCAGAUUCUUCCUUCAGCUUUCAGUGACCUGAGGCGACUGAGAGCGCUCCACUUAGAUUCCAACAGAUUAACUGUGAUCAAGGAUGACCAUUUUAAAGGUCUGACCAACCUUCGGCAUCUGAUCCUGGCCAAUAACCAGCUUUACUCCAUAUCCCCCCAUGCCUUUGAUGACUUCUUGUCCACUCUGGAAGAUCUAGACCUCAGUUACAACAACCUUGCCCAGGUGCCGUGGGACACAAUUGGACGCCUAACCAAUGUCAAUACCCUAAACAUGGAUCAUAACCUCAUAGAAAAUGUUCCCCAGGGAGUAUUCACAAAUCUGCAUAAACUUGCCAGGCUAGACAUGACGUCCAACAAACUGAAGAAAAUCCCCCCAGACCCAUUGUUCCUGAGAAUCCCUGUAUAUGCCAAGUCUAAAGGCUCUCCCCUUUCCUCACUUGUGUUAAGUUUUGGGGGUAACCCACUUCACUGUAACUGUGAGCUUCUGUGGUUGAGGAGGCUUACAAGAGAAGAUGACCUUGAGACAUGUGCCUCUCCCCCUGACCUCAGUGCCAAAUACUUCUGGACAAUACCUGAAGAGGAGUUUAUUUGUGACCCACCAGUUCUGACCCGGAAGUCACCUCAUACUGUUGCUAUGGAAGGCCAGCCUGCCAGCUUAAAGUGCAAAGCAAAUGGUGACCCAGAGCCUGAAGUCCAUUGGAUCAGCCCCGAAGGGCGACUUAUAUCUAAUAGUUCCAGAACAAUGGUUUUCCCUAAUGGAAGCCUGGAGAUCAAUGUGACAUCCCUGAAGGAUUCAGGAAACUUCACCUGCAUUGCCUCUAACGCAGCAGGUGAAUCCACUGGAAGGGUGGAGUUAGUUGUCACUGCAGUGCCUCAUCUGGCAAACAGCACAAGCCGCAGCCGAGAUCCUUCCUCGGAGCCUGCUCCGUCUGACAUCCUGACCUCCUCCAAGGUUGCGCUGCCUAACAAUGAGACAAGAGGGGCAGACAGGAGGGUCUCACUGGUGGAACUGACAGGAAAUUCUGCCCUCAUUAGAUGGAGCAGUCAAACUCCUACAUCUGGAGUCAGGAUGUUUCAGGUCCAGUACAACAGCUCUGGGGACGACACACUGGUUUACAGGAUGAUUCCGUCCAGCAGCAACGACUUCCUGGUCCGGGACCUCGCCGCUGGACGCAGCUAUGACCUUUGUGUCCUGGCUGUGUUUGAUGAUCUCAUUACAUCACUGACUGCGACACGUCCUUUGGGCUGUCUCUCAUUCACUACAGACACAGAGUUUAGCCAGUGUCAAGCACUGCACAGCCACUUCUUGGGCGGUACCAUGAUCAUCAUCAUUGGAGGGAUUAUUGUUGCAUCUGUGCUGGUUUUUAUCAUUAUCUUAAUGAUCCGAUACAAGGUUUACAGCCACCAAGGCACAGGCCACGGAAAAGCAGUCAUGGCAGCGACAGCGCCAAGACCGCAGAGCAACGGACAAGGAGGAAGCAGUCAGGUCCAAGUCCUCCCUCGCUCUGCCUCGAAAAUGACAAACAGUCAAGAAGAACACGUGAUGUCACCAUCGAGGGCCAUGUCACCUAGCAAUGCAAUGAGAGACACAGUUGCAUUUGUAGAAGAGGAAAGCAGUGGACACAGCGCUGAGGCAAAGACAGACUCUUUAGCCAGUGAGGAAUUACUCUCACCAACCAAGGCCCGCUUUUCCUCCAGGGUUGCCAUUGAGAUGAAAAUCAGACCACCAUCUGUCGCCAAAGAGCCCUCCUCUCCCAAGGAACUGACAGACCCCUGAUGCUGUUGUUCUGGCAUUUGUGGACAAUAAAUAUCGCAAGAGGGAAGAAGCUGGUUAAAACCCCGAAGAAAAAAAAAAGCCCUAAUUCUAUUUCCUUGCAUCUCCUGUUUACUGCACCCAUUAAUUUGUUUCCUUGAAUAUCAUGGGGUUAUAGAACUAUACAGUAGGAUUUACUUUCAAGCACUAUUCCUGGUUCUCAAGUCUGGAUUGGAGUUUUAAUGGAAGGUCAAUUCCCACUUCUAUCUGAAAAAUGACAUUAAGAGGCAUGACAAUGAUGGAUAAAAAAAAUUAUUAUAACCCCUCACCACCUAGGACGACAUCAACAUGCAUGGACAGACAUUAAGUGGAUGUUAGAAACUGACAAAAAUGAUUGGAUGUGGAUCAAAGCAAAGUGGGAUGCAUAGAUAAUCACACUCAAGCUGGAUGUGCAUUGUGAAAGACUGCACAGAAAAGGAGUAAUAGCCCACAGAAAGGGGUCUAGGUGGAUCUGGCCUUGGAUAUUAACAGAAAUAGACUUAACAUAUUGGAGUCUAAAGGAAGCUUGCUCCAUUCUAUUAAUCAAUGUUGACUAUCACAAUUCUAUUAAAAGUUCCUGAGCUGAGCUGAUUCUUGCAGGGCUGAACUGGAGCAGCAUCUCAAUGGUAACUGGACCUUUUAUCCCUGGAUUUGAAUUUUAUCUGUGGAAACACAUAAAACCUGAACUGAAUGCAUCCCCAUGGACAGAAUUGAACAAACCUGGACCAAGCGGACUGAAACUGGAGUUUUACACGGAUCUCAUCCAAACCAAACAGUAUUAGACUACUCAGUUAUAUGUCUGCUACUGCUCUGGUCCUGUAUCUCCUGCUCUACAAGAUGGGAUUAGUGAGGCUCUUGUGGACCUCCAUUGGUCUCUCUCACAUCUCUCAAGGCCUGCUUAAAAAGACCCAGUGAUCAGGAGGAACGCCACAAGCUGGAAGUCAAGAAAGACAAAUGAAGCAUUAAGAGAGAAAAAUUAAAGUAGCAGGGGUACCAAAUCAAACCAAUCAUUAUUGAUAUCAUAUUACAACAAUCUGAUCUUGAAACAUCAUUACUUUCACCACUGAGUAAGUUUACACAUUAAGAGUUCCACACCACAAGUCACAGUUAAGUUUAACGCAGAGAAAAAUGCUGACUGUAAAAUACUGCACAACAUACAUUGUUAACAUCUUGGCUGUUGUCAUUCAGUCUCAUCACUGAAACACCACAGAGGGUAAAUUACGUGCACACACCAUGGUUGAUAACAGGUCACCUCACAUUUAAUUGUCCAGCCUCUAAAAAGUUCAAUUUUUCUAUUUGUCUGACAGAUGUCCUUGUGUCACUUGUAUAUUCCAGGUGCUCUAUACUUGCAUCUCCCUCAUCAGUUUCAUAAUUCAACAAGUGUAAAAUGGGAUGUGUGGUACACAUGCCUUAUCUUUUACCCAUAUGUGUGCACGUAAUUGCGCUCGCUGCUGUUCCUUGGCGUCAACAAGAUCAUUACCAUUGUGAUGGUUACACGGCUCCCUGCUGUAUGGAGGUACAUUACGGAAAUGGACAGAGAACCUUAAACCUUUUGACCCAUCCCGAAACACACACCCAAAAAAAUAUUAAAAAAAAGGUAUAGACUUCACUCUCCCCCUCCUGUGUUUCUCUCACUUUUUCCUUUGGGCUUUAUAUUUUGUAUGUGUACAUAAAGCAAUUCCAAAUCUAUAGUUUUGUACAUGUAAUUUUUAUGGUGUGUGGAUAUUUUCUAAUAAAAUAAAACAAAAUGG